Molecule: messenger RNA, 5406 nt
Organism: Prorocentrum cordatum
Lineage: Eukaryota; Dinophyceae; Prorocentrales; Prorocentraceae
Source: the annotation of a GenBank genome assembly
AUGGCGAAUGGCGUUGCUGGUGGCACGCGCGGAGCCAGCCAGGGUGGCGACCCCUGGACGUGUCGCGCGUGCGCUGCUGGCUACAGCAACAUGGCCUGGCGCAUGGAGUGCAGGCUCUGCAAGGCGGCGCGGCCGCCGCGCGGCGCUGGCACGAUCGGCGAGGCCAUCGACAAGGCCAAGGCGCAGGCCAAGGCCAAAGGGAAGGCGAAGGCCGAGGCGAAGCGCGUGCGCUUUGCCUCGGAUGUGCCUGGCCCUGCCGCCGCUGCGGCCACGCCGGCGCCGUGGGCGCGGGGCGCGGCCAAGCAGGCGGCCGAGGAGCAGCCCAGGGGCAGCGGCGGCAAGGACGAGGAGGUUCGCCAGGCCCUCCUCCGCCACUUUGGCCCCAGGGAAGGCUGGUCGGCGGCCCUGGUCCAGGACUUCGGGGCCUUGGUGCCUGUGGUGGACGCGCCGCCGCCAGCGAAGCCCUUGGCCGAGCUGUCGCUCCAGGCCCUCCUGGCCAGGGAGGCGAAGAUCAAGGGCCAGGUCGGUCGCGCGGAGAUCGCGCUGGCGGCCGUCAAGGAGGAGCAGGCGGCCGUCGCUGUCCGCGUGGCGGAGCAGGCUGAUGUCCUCCAGAAGCGGCGCGACCAGCUGGAGGAGGUGGCCGAGGCUGUGCGUGCCAGGAAGCGCGCCGACCUGGCGCAGCACACGGGGCCGUCGCCCAUGGAGGAGGGCGAGCCUGAGGAGGCCGCGGGCUGCCUGGGCAAGACGCUGCUCAAGGGCCUCGAGGCGGAGCGGGAGCGGGUUCUCCUGCUCGGGGAGGAGGGCGGCGCCCUGCUCGCGAUGGCCGCCGAGGCCCGCAGCCUCGUGGAGAAGCUCGCCGCCGCCGACGCCCGUGCUCGCGAGGCAGCGGCGGCCGAGCGGGCCCGCGCGACUGCAGCCGCAGCUGAGCGGGCCGCCACGGCGCAGGAGGCCGCUCCCGCGGCUGAUGGCAGUGAUGAUGGCGCUGCUGGUCCUCCUGGGGACCGCAAGCGCGUCGGCGACCUUGACCUCGGCCCCGAGCUCGUCGGGCUUGACGCCGUGUUCGACGAGCUGGGCAUGGAGGGCGAGCAGCAGCGCGCUGCCUGGCGCGCAGCGCUGGCCAAGCGCCAGCGGGCGCUGGUCGAGUGGCUGCACGGUGAUGUGGGGCGGCUGCCUGCGGUGCUCUGCCUCCAGGAGCACCGCCUCAAGGGCAAGCAGGCGGUGGCCCGCGCUGCGGGCUGGAUGCAGGCGCGCGGCUUCAGCUGGCACGGCCAGGCAGCGCUGCCGACGGGCCCAGGGCCGCUGGAGAGCUCGGGAGGAGUGGCAGUGGCCACUCUGCGGCCGUCGGCGGCCGCCGCCGCGCCUGGGCUCCCUGCCCAUCGGUUCCAGGUGUGCGAGGUGAACCUGGGGUUCAGGGGGCCGUGCCGCUUCAUCUCGGCUUACUUCAUCACGAAGGUAGGCAGGGCGAAGGAGAACAUCGUGCUCCUGGCGGCGCUGCACGAGUUCGUGGGGCAGCUGGAGUCGCCGUGGAUCGUGAUGGGCGACUGGAACAUGGAGCCCGAGGACGUCCGUGAGUGGGCGCGCAGCGCUGGUGGUGUGCUCGUCGCCCCAGAGGAGCCGACCUGCGGCACGAAGGUCUUCGACUUCGCGGUCGUCAGCAAGGUCCUCGCGGGCUUUGUGGAUGCGGCCGAGGUGCUGCUGAGGGCGCCGACGAAGGACCACGUGCCGUUCAAGGUGGUGCUUCGCGGCGUGAGGCCAGCGGCGAAGGUGCAGCGGCCGUUCUUCCCUGCCGCCUUCCCAUUGCCGCUGCCGCCGCCAGUGCGGCCAGCGCAGCUCGAUCGUGCCUUCUCGGCCUGGAGCCCUGGCGGCGGGCAGUCGCUCAUGGUGGGAUGCCAGGAGUGGUUCGGGGCGGUGGGGGCCUACCUGAUCGACCUCCACGAGAUCGUGCCGCCCAGCCGCUGGAAAGGGCGCGCUGGCGGGCUGCGCGCGCAGAGGGUCGAGAUGGAGGUGGCCUGGAAGCAGGACCUCAAGAGGAGCGUCGGCGCUGCCUGCAGACGCUGGAUGUCCUUCGCGGCGGCAUGCGCCCGCUGGCGCGCGCUGCAGGAGGCGGCGCCAGGAGGUCGCUGCUGGGCGCCGCUGCGCAAGCAGCGCGAGGUGCUGAUGGCGUUCGAGCUCGAGUGGCCUGAGGAUGGCCCGCUGGCUGGGCUGUCGGUGGCCCGCGUGGUGGGCUUGCUCAGCUCUUCAUCGUGCCAGCUGACGGUGCAAUUCGUCCAGGGGGAGGCGAGGCAGCGCUGGGGGCUGGACAAGCAGCAGAAGGCCGCGGAGUGGCGCGCCUGGGCCCAGGCCGCGGCCACCGAGAAGGGCGGCUCGGCGGCCUACCGCUUCACCAAGCAGGUCGCGGUGGUGCCCACUGUGGUGCUCGCGGGCGCGGAUGGUGACGACGACCCGCGCAUGCCCGUGGCGGGCGAGGCCGCAGUGGCUGCGCUGCUGGAGGCGCGGCAGCCGCUCUGGAUCAAGCAGUCGCGCGCAGGCGAGGCGGCGCCCGAGGAUUGGGACAUCCAUGAGUCGGUGCUGCCGCCGCUGGAGCUCGAGGACCUCGAGCGGGUCUUGGGCACCUACCGCGAGGGGUGCGGCCUCGGGUGGGAUAGGCUCCACCCGAAGCAGCUGCUGCGCCUCCCGCGGUCCUACAGGCAGCGCUGCCUGGAGCUCCUCAUGGCCUGGGGGCGGAAGCUUUCGCGGGAGGCGCUGUGGCAGCUGAUCGUGGUGUUCAUCCCCAAGGCUGCUGGCGGCCAGCGGCCGGUCGGCCUCACGGCCAUCUGGCUGAGGGUCUGGAGCAGGAUGCGGCAGCCGCUGGUGGCCCGCUGGGAGGUCUCGUUGAAGAACCCUGCCUUCUGGGGCACGUCGGAGUGCCCGUGCGAGCGCGCGGGGGGCCUGGUCGCCAAGGGGCUGGUCAUCUCGGAUGCGAAGACGGGCUACCUAGCGAACAGCGAGGACCUCGGCGACGCGCUGGACGGCUGCUGGGCGCACGGGCCGCUGCCCCGCUGGACUGGCGCCCGCUGCCUUGGCGGCGACGCCGGGGGCAGCCCCGCGGCCGCCGCCGUCUGGGGCUCCGCGGUGGCGGGCCUCGCCUGCGGGAGGCUGCACGGCCUGCGGGUCGCCGCCAUGUGCGCGGAGGACAGGCUGCCCAUGGGCGCCAGCGUCGGCCUGCGGCUGCGGGCGCUGCACGGCGCUGCCGACCGCGACCCCUUCGUGGUGCAUGCGGCGGAGGUGGCGCGCUCCUGGGGCAUGACGCUGGAUGCGGGCCUGCCCAGCGCCGCUGUGGUGCAAGAGUGUUGGCUCGGGGCGCAAGGCCUGCUCGACCUUCGCAGCCCCUGGGGGCAGUGCCGCGACCCUGCGCAGGCUUGUGUGAUGGCGUUGCGGCGGGUCGGCUGCGAGAUGGUGGCCUACAAUGCCGUCAUCGACUGGCAGGCGCGCGUCGUCUCGCUGGAGUUCUACUCGCCUGGCAUGCUGGUGCAGGUGGCGCGCGCGUCGGCGAUGCUGGCCUCGGACGUGCUCGCGCUGAAGCGGCUGCGCGGGCCUGGCGCCUGGGCAUGGCCUGUGCACUGGAAGGGGCUGGAACGCCUCCUCCACGCGCGCCGCCGCCCCGAGGGGCAGGCCGACACCGAGGCCGCCGAUGGCGCUGGCCGCCUGGUGCCCGCGCCGCCGCCGCCGCACUGGCAGGCCCGCCACAGGCGAGCGCUCGUGGCGGUCCUCGGCGGCUCCCACUGGCCGCAGGAGCGCCUCUGGAAGGAUGGCAAGGCGCGCGACGGCCUCUGCCGCCUCUGCGGUGGCCGAGGCACGCUGUGGCACAGGGCCUUCGAGUGCGACGCCUGGCUGCCCCUGCGGCGGGGCGCGUGCUCGCCUGCGCUGCUGGAGGGGGCGCGGCUGGUGACGCAGCGCGGGGACGCCGCGGCGGAGCUCUUCGCGCGUGCGCUGUGCCCCGACCCCGCCCUAGCCUUCCCCGCGGCGGCCGACGCCGCGCUCGCGGCCCCGCGCUGGUUCGGCGCGCAGCCUGGCUCGAGGUUCGCGGGCAGGGUCUUCGUGGACGGCAGCGCUAGGUUUCCUGCGCUGCGCGGGGCCCGCCGCGCAGGCUGGGCGGUGGUGCCGAUCGGCUUCAGCGGGGAGGUCAUCGGCGGGAUGCACGGCAUCGUCCCGCGGGCGUACGGGCCCGAGCAGGAGGCCAGGGACGGCGAGGACUACGCGUUCCACAUGCUGGCCCAGUGCUGGCUGCCGUCGGCCGACGGCUCGGGCCUCGAGGUCUUCUGCGACUGCGCGGGCACGGUCGGCUUGGCGCUCUCGCAGGGCAAGGCCCUCGCGCCGCUGCAGGCGCGCCGCCACCUGUGGCAGGAGUGGUGGGCAGGGCCAGGCCCGUCGGCCACGGUGCGCAAGGUCAAGGCGCACAAGGCGCUCGCUGCAGCGGCCUCCUGGGAGGAUGAGCUCCUGAUCAGGGGCAACAGGGCAGCCGACCUGUGGGCCAAGCGAGGCGCCGCCUUGUGGCCGAUCGACGAGGAGCGGGUCUGGUUCCUCCAGGCAUGCGCCUGGCGCGUGGAGGAGCUCGGGCGCUGGGUCGGCGAGCUGGCCGCCACCAUGGUGGACCGCGAUCAGCUGGACUCGGACGGGGUGGUGGGCACGGCCGACCUCGUCUACGACAUCCCGCAGGCGGCGCUGGACGCGGCGGAGCUGGCCGACGCGGAGGUGGCGGCGCUGGCGCUCGAGGCCGACCCCGAGCUCGGCCAGGCGCCUGGCGCUGCUGCUGGGGCCGCUGCUGGCGUGGAGCUCGGCCAGGCGCCCGCCGCUGCCGCUGGGGCCGCUGCCGACGAGCUUGCGGAUGCAGCUGUGGCCGCUCCCGAGCUGAAGGCUGCGGUAGCUGGAGCUGGAGUGGCGCGGGCGGUGCGCGGGCACUGCAUCGUCGUCUCGCGCCUCGUGAACGGCGAUGGGGCCAUGGCCUGGUGCCUGAAGUGCGGCUGCCGCUUCUGGAAGCGGCCCCCUCCAGCUGGGGCAGGCCUGCUGGGCAGCUGCAAAGGGCGGCCCGCCCCGGGCGAGAGGGCGGCGGAGGCGCGGCGGCUCUUGAUGCGCCUCCAGGAGCCGAAGAGCAGGGCUCGGCUCUUGGCUCCGCAGCCGCCCACGGAGGAGGAGCGGGCGCGGCUGGCGGCGGUGCUCCACGGCGACGCAGGCGCUGAGGACGGCGCUGGAGCUCCCGCUGGAGCAGGGCGGCCGCCGCGCUGGGGGCUGCGGCCCGCCACGGCUGACGCCUGGCAGGCGGCCGAGCUCCACGGCUUCGCCUCGCCCGCCGCCGCUGCUCGCUGGGCGCGGGCGCGCGUGGCGGCGUGCAGGGAGUCGCCCUUCGGCGACGGCGACGGCGCGGCCUGA